This is a messenger RNA of Bipolaris oryzae ATCC 44560, 255 nucleotides long. RefSeq lists its product as uncharacterized. The annotation marks the transcript as partial. The record is from RefSeq and is a predicted model, not a curated record. The transcript is spliced from 2 exons. NCBI's taxonomy places the organism in Eukaryota, Fungi, Ascomycota, Dothideomycetes, Pleosporales, Pleosporaceae.
AUGUUCUUCUUCUUCACCUGCGGAACACACACCUUCACCUCUCAACUCAAAGGCGCAGAGCAUGUCCAAGUACAAUGCCAAAACUGCGGCAACUAUCGGACGGCUGUGAUGAAGCGCUGGGAGUGGUUUACGUUUUGCUUCAUACCCGUUAUCCCGUUUUCACUGAAACCGUACAAGGAGCUCGGCUGCAGUACUUGCCACUUUUGGCAGGAUAUCAAUUAUCGCCCGGAUGUGCUGCAGCAGAUGAGCCAGGGC